GAAGGUCCCCGACUCCACAUACGACAUGAUUGGUGGUCUGGACCAGCAGAUCAAGGAAAUCAAGGAGGUCAUCGAGCUCGGCCUCAAGCACCCCGAGCUGUUCGAGUCGCUUGGAAUUGCACAGCCCAAGGGUGUUCUCCUCUACGGCCCACCAGGAACCGGCAAGACCCUCCUCGCAAGAGCCGUCGCCCACCACACAGACUGCAAGUUCAUCCGGGUAUCGGGUUCCGAGCUCGUUCAGAAGUACAUCGGCGAGGGUUCCCGGAUGGUGCGAGAGCUGUUCGUCAUGGCGCGUGAGCAUGCACCUUCCAUCAUAUUUAUGGAUGAGAUCGACUCCAUCGGCUCGUCCCGUGUCGAGGGCUCCUCAGGGGGCGACUCGGAGGUGCAGCGGACCAUGCUGGAGCUACUGAACCAGCUGGACGGUUUCGAGCCUACCAAGAACAUCAAGGUCAUCAUGGCCACAAAUCGUCUCGAUAUCCUGGACCCUGCGCUGUUGCGUCCUGGCCGUAUCGACCGGAAGAUCGAGUUCCCACCACCAAGCGUCGAGGCCCGUGCCGAUAUCCUGAGGAUUCACAGCAGGAAGAUGAACCUGACAAGAGGGUUGAACCUGACCAAGAUCGCAGAGAAGAUGAACGGGUGCUCUGGAGCAGAGCUGAAGGGUGUGUGUACUGAGGCUGGCAUGUACGCCCUGCGAGAGAGACGAGUGCACGUCACGCAAGAGGACUUUGAGUUGGCAACAGCCAAGAUUCUGAACAAGCACGAUGGCAGCAAGGAGGUCAGCUUACAGCGCCUGUUCAAGUAAUCGCGUGUGUGAUCACUUGGACUGGGCGUUGCUCGUGCGCGUGUACCAGUAACGGGUUCGGUGGCGAUACAGCGGGAUGGGAUUCACAAUCAAAAGGCCCCCAUCGUGGCUUCUACGAUAGAUUGUAAAAAAACUUUUUUUCUAGAGGCAAUAAUUAACGACAACGAUGAUCAGAUCUGUACUUCUCCCUCG
Molecule: messenger RNA, 994 nt
Organism: Cryphonectria parasitica EP155
Lineage: Eukaryota; Fungi; Ascomycota; Sordariomycetes; Diaporthales; Cryphonectriaceae
Product: AAA-domain-containing protein
Exons: 2
Coding region: 26-802 (258 amino acids)
Biological process (GO): proteasome-mediated ubiquitin-dependent protein catabolic process
Cellular component (GO): proteasome regulatory particle, base subcomplex
Molecular function (GO): ATP hydrolysis activity; ATP binding; proteasome-activating activity
Source: RefSeq, a predicted model, not a curated record